Molecule: messenger RNA, 4775 nt
Organism: Cinara cedri
Lineage: Eukaryota; Metazoa; Arthropoda; Insecta; Hemiptera; Aphididae
Source: the annotation of a GenBank genome assembly
CUGAUAUAAGCGGUUGUUCACGACUCGUGACGUUAGUUGAACUCAGGCAUAUGAUAAAAUCGUUAUUUCGACACGAAUUUUAAAAUUUAAAGUUUGUAAUAACGUUUUUUUAGGGCGUUUAGGUGGCAGAUUUAAAUUGAUAUUCUCGAACACCGCACAUUUGCGUUAAGUGAGAUAAUAUAUUGGAACGCAUAGCGACGAUGGUUUUAAAAAUAUCACUCGUGUUAUUAUGUUCCGUGAGUAUAAAUCAUAUCUACUGCUAGUAACUCGGUAAAUAUUCGCCGCUUGGGUAAAUACCGGUUAUUUACCCGGUAAAUUGGGUUAAUGUUUAACGCGAUACUAUGUGUAUUUUUUUUUUUUUAAACUUGUUGGGUUUUUUAAUCUUUUUUUACUUUACACAAGUCAUAAAUUUAAUUUAUUCUUCAUAAAUUAAUAGAAAUAUUAUAUAUUUACUAAAAUUGUAUGAGAGGGGAGGGCUAAUACUCAAAAUAUUUACUUAACCUUUUAUUCAAGGCACAUCACCGACUACCGCACUGUUUAUAAGGUUGUAAUAUUAUUAUUAUUGUUGUUUUUUUUUUUUGUUUUAGAUAUUUGUCGAAAUUGCCACGAUUGAAUAUCCUCACGAUUUCGCUCCGAAAUUAUCGUCGGGCGAGCACGACAUAAAAUUCCAAUUUAUCGUCGUUGGCGGUGGCAGCGCCGGUGCGGUAGUUGCGACCCGUCUCAGCGAAAUAACAGAUUGGAACGUUCUACUUUUAGAGGCGGGUUCCGAUCCACCGGCUACGACAGAAAUACCGCUAAAAUGGAGUUUGGCCAUGCACACGGAAUACGAUUGGGAAUUUUUCACAGAGACCCAAGAAAAAGUCUUCAAAGGGUUAAAAGACGAACGGAGUUACAUACCUCGGGGAUGCAUGCUGGGCGGUUCUUCGUCCAUGAACGUAAUGUUAUACUUGCGUGGAACUAAGUUCGAUUACGAUAAAUGGGAGAGCAUGGGAUGCCCCGGUUGGGGUUUCGAAGAGAAUUUGGAGUAUUUCAAAAAGAACGAAAAUUUCACCGAUGACACUAGGUUCGAUCCACAAGUCCAUGGAAACAGCGGGCCCAUCUCGGUCAGUCCGUAUGUAGCCCCUGAUCCUGCCAUAGGUACGAUAGGUGAAGCGGCAGAUUUAAUGGGCCUAAAGAAUGUGAAGGACUUGAACAAACUGGGGCGGACGACGGGGUACGCGAUGUCCGACAGUACGACUAAGAACGGUCUGAGGUGCAGUACAUUGAAGGGGUAUUUGAUACCCAAUAGCGAACGGCCGAACUUAUUUGUGGCGAAAAAGACAAGAGUUACUAAGGUGUUAAUCGAAAACAAAAAAGCGUACGGCGUAGAGUUUGUGACGGCAACUGGCGAGUUCAAGACCGUCAACUGUACUAAGGAAGUGAUAGUCUCGGCCGGGGUCAUGAUGAGUCCUCAACUUCUCAUGUUGUCCGGUAUCGGGCCGGCGCAACAUUUAAACGACAUGCAAAUCGAUUUAGUCGCCGACCUGCCCGUCGGUCUCAACUACCAAGAUCACAUUGCCUUCUACGGAAUGGUGUUGACUGACCGCAAAAACAGACCUAAAGAAGAUAUAGCCAAAGAGAGUCAACAACUCAGAAAAGAAACGAUGCAAUUGAUUCCCAAAGGUAUAAGCACGAUGGGAUUAACCGGUCUUGUAAGUUUCGUUGAUACCACGGGAGACCAGCAACCCGACAUCGAGAUAAUGAAAAUCAGGUUUUCGUAUAACACGACCAAGCAGUUGGACAUUUUCCGGAGAAUGUUUAGUUUUUCAGACGACAUGGCGAACAUAUAUAACGAGUUGGGCAUGCUCAGCGACAUUAUACUCAUGAUACCAAUCAGCAAUCAUAUUGUAAACACUGGUCACGUAGAGCUCGCGUCCAAAGAUCCGUUGGUAAAACCGAAAAUAUACGCUAAUUUUUUAACGGACCAGGCCGAAUACGAUGUGCUGAUCGAAGGCAUAAAGUUCGUGGUGGACUUGUGCAAGAAGAAACCGAUGGUCGACGCGGGUUACGAGUUGGCGGAGAUUAAGUUUCCGGGGUGUCCGGACAUCGAAUUCGAUAGCAAAGAAUAUUGGACGUGCGCGAUCGAUCACGUCGCGUCUUCGAUAUUUCACUCGGUGGGCACGAACCGGAUGGGCGCGGCCGACGACAAGACCGCGGUGGUCGAUAUUGAUUUGAAAGUGAAGGGCGUCGAAAAUCUCCGGGUGAUCGACUCAUCCGUGAUGCCACAUUUAGUGUCGUGUAACACCAACGCGGCUACCAUGAUGAUCGCGGAAAAAGCCUCGGACAAAAUCAAAACGCAAUACGGCAAAUGCGGUACGGCCGACAGCGAUGCGAAAUCCUCGGCCGACCAAGUAUAGUCGGUUGGGAGGCCGGCACAUAUUGUUUAUAAACGCUGUUAGGUUAGGCAGUUUAUUAAUUGAUCGUAUUCUCCCACCAGUGUAUAAUGAUUAGUGUCUAAUACGGUAACGAUUACUGCGGGUACUACCCGUCGUACGUUUCGAUUAUUUUUAAGUUAAAGUAUCUGUUUGUAGGUGCGUAAUAUUAUAUUUUAACGGCCAAAGUGUAUUAAGUGCCAUUAAGUAAGGCGAUAUAAUAUAUAUAUAUAUAUAUAUAUAUAUAUAACGGUUUUAAUUCAAUCGAAUCUUAAAUUGUCAAAACAAAAUCGUUUCAUUAUACAUUCGAAUAAUAUACGUUAGGUGUAAGCUUUGAACGAAUCACGAAUUAAGAUUGUGCGUGACACGAAGCGUAGCGUCAUGUCGGUGCUUUAGCGUCAUCUCACUAGUAGUGAUUUAAAACAGUUGCGAUGUAAAAACGAACUAAAACCUUGAGUACCUAAUUAUAAUUAUCUUAAGUACGCUGUGCGCUAUCGCGAUUUGAUUUUAGGAUAUCAUUAUUCGUGCGUACCGCACAUACACGCGUGGGUAACGGCACACGCUCAAAUCGGGUCCCGAUAGAGACGUCCGGAAAAAGCGAAAUCCAAUAAUCAAUCGAAUAACGUUUUUUGAUGUUAUAAUACGUGUAGUAUAUUUCCCAUUAUUACACGAAUACCUGUAGUCGUUACUCGUUGCCCGCUGCAUUUAGUAAUCCACCAAUAACCGUAGAGUAUAAGUAUAAACUCGCGUCUGUAUCUAUUUAAUAUCAUUGAUUGUAUAUAAAUUAGUUACACUGGCAUCCGUUGGGGGUGGCGAGAGGAGGACACGCUACCCCCCCCCGAGAAAAUAAUAAAGUAUCCAAAAAAUAAUUAUAUAUGCUUUGAAUCUAUCAAAAUAAAUUCCAUUAUAUUCUUUAUAUUGAUAAUGAUAACUAUAGACUUUUGCUAAUCACUAAGCUAAUAUUUACGUAAUUGCAUACCCUUUCUUUUUCAUUCCUUUUCAAGAAAUAUCAACCUAGUGUCCCCAAAUAUAUGCGUAUAAUAGGUUUUUACAUUUAGAUUCAUUUUGUCCUAUUGUACCUUACAUAAUCAUCAUAGAAAAUAGAAAUUGUUUUUAAAAUAAUCUAGGGACCAAUUUGAAAGUACCUUUUGUAACAAUCCGGGAACCAAUUAGGACGUUUCGGGAUAAAUUCAGAUAAACCGAAAAUAUUAUACUACAUUGCAUUAUCUAAAUAGUUCACAACACUAGGUGCGUGUUAGGUGUCUUGCCGUAACGACACAAUGUUCGUGAUUCGCUGAUAUGACGCACGUUUCGUAUCCUGCGUAUUAUCUUAAUUCAAACGGAUUACACAUCAUAAUAGUAUUUGUAUUGAAUUCGAACGACAGAAAAAAAAAGCGUUUGGUAAACCGACAUUUUAGCUCAAUGCGUACUCGUAAAAUAAAUAGUAAAACGUAGUGAAUUAAAAUAUUAUUAAAUGUUUUUUUUUUUUUAUUUUGUCAGUGUAUGUAUUUAUUUUGUAAAAAUAAUUUUUUUAUCUGUGUUUUAAGUGUAAUGGUUUUUUUUAAGUUUCGAUACAGUAUUGUAUGUCAAUCCCGAGAGUGUUCUACUACAGUGUAAAGAAUGAACAAAUAUCGGGAAAUUUUUGUUUAUCAACGACGGUCAUUUUGAAAAUUGUGAUCGUGAAACAAACGACAAAAAUGCUUGAAUCGCUCGUACUUUGACAGCAUUUAAAUACACGAUAAUAGUUUUUAUUGGUUUUCAUCAUCCGUUUAAUCGUUAUCGGGUGCACCUUUAACCGUUUUUACUGUUAUCAGUCGCAGUUUUCAAACGCAGUUCGAAGAUUUAGUCUAACUCUCUGACCGGGAAUUUCCCCUACCGUAUUGAAGAGUCUAUUUAGUGUGCAAUACAACUAAUAGUGUACCUUUAAUAGAACAUGUGGUACACCCAACGUGUAAAACACGAAAACUAAUGUGUGCAAAUUAUAAAGAGUGUAACAACCAAACAUUAAUAACCUUGGAAACAAUGUGGUUUUGCUGAUAAUACAAAUCUAAUUAAUUGAAUACGAUAAACUUUGAUGGCUUUACUGAUUUCGAAAAUAAAUAAAAUUCAAUAAAUGUACUUUUAUUUUAUGUUAAACUUCAAAAUGAAAACAUGUGACAAUAAUAAAGCAAACAAAAACGUUUACGUUAAUCUUAUUUACUGUUUAACUAAGUUUAAAAACAAUGUUACCUCAAGUAAAAAAUUAGGGAAUAUAUUAGAUUUAGGGGCCAAGAAUGGGUGUGGGGACGAAGCAACCACAGGUUGGCUUUCAUAGAAAAAAAAAAUAUAUGUAUUACACCAGUACGAAAAGUUACAAAAUAAACC